AUGGCGAAGCAAGCGGCCAAGAGGGCAAAUAUUCGCCUCCCACCUGAAGUAAAUUGGAUUUUGUAUAUAAGGAACUUGCCACACAAAAUCACAGUGGAAGAAAUGUGUGAUAUAUUUGGGAAAUAUGGGUCUAUUUGUCAAAUCAGAGUAGGGAAUACACCUGAGACCAGAGGAACAGCCGAUGUGGUCUACGAAGACAUCUUUGAUGCUAAGAAUGCAUGCGACCAUCUAUCCGGGUUCAACAUGUGUAACAGAUACCUCGUGGUGUAUUAUAAUGCUAACCGGGCAUUUCAGAAGAUGGACACCAAGAAGAAGGAGGAGCAGCUGAAACUUCUCAAGGAGAAGUAUGGCAUCAACACAACCCCCGCCCCCCCAAAUGAGCUUGGGGACUUCACUCUGAAGACGUCCAUGCAGGGUCCCCAGUCACCAUUUUCUUCUUAG
Molecule: messenger RNA, 441 nt
Organism: Peromyscus californicus insignis
Lineage: Eukaryota; Metazoa; Chordata; Mammalia; Rodentia; Cricetidae
Product: splicing factor 3B subunit 6-like
Exons: 1
Coding region: 1-441 (146 amino acids)
Molecular function (GO): RNA binding
Source: RefSeq, a predicted model, not a curated record